UUAAGAACUCUGUGAAAAUGUUCGCAAUUUUGGCAUAUAGUAUUUUUGCCACUUUACUAAUUGUCGUGGUAACUUCUUACAUUGCCAUUACUUAUGGAGUCAAGCGACGAGUUAUUCUGCCAGUUAAAAGUAAAGAUUCACCGGAACAAAAUCAAAUAGUUUAUAAAAAAUAUAAACAAGCUCCUGGACCACGACCUUGGCCCAUCAUUGGAAACCUACAUCUUCUGGAUCGCUAUAGAGAUAAUCCCUUUGCGGGAUUUACCGAGUUGGCCAAACAAUACGGAGAUAUUUACUCCCUGACUUUUGGACACACCCGCUGUUUGGUGGUGAAUAAUCUGGAGCUGAUUCGCGAGGUCUUGAACCAAAAUGGCAAGGUGAUGAGUGGACGUCCGGACUUUAUACGAUACCAUAAGUUAUUUGGAGGCGAGAGGAGCAAUUCACUGGCCCUCUGCGAUUGGUCUCAGCUGCAGCAGAAGAGGAGGAAUCUCGCCAGGCGCCACUGUUCGCCAAGAGAAUCCUCUUCCUUCUAUGUGAAAAUGUCCCAAAUUGGCUGCGAGGAAAUGGAGCAUUGGAAUCGAAAGCUGAAAAACAGAAUGGUUCCGGGAGAACCCAUUGAACUGAAGCCGCUGAUUCUCAAGGCCUGUGGAAAUAUGUUUAGUCAGUAUAUGUGUUCCCUGAGAUUCGACUACGAAGAUAAGGAAUUCGAACAGAUUGUUCAAUUCUUCGAUGAGAUUUUCUGGGAGAUCAACCAGGGACAUCCCCUGGACUUUCUUCCCUGGCUGUAUCCCUUCUAUCAGCGACACCUGAACAAAAUCAUCAAUUGGUCCUCGACCAUCAGGAAAUUUAUAAUGGAGAGGAUCAUCUGCCACCGGGAGCUGAACAUCGAUUUGGAUGAGCCAGACAGAGACUUUACAGAUGCCCUACUAAAAAGUCUCAUCGAGGAUAAGGAGGUCUCCCGGAACACUAUCAUCUUUAUGCUGGAGGAUUUUAUUGGCGGACAUUCGGCGGUUGGAAAUCUUGUGAUGCUGGUACUGGCCUAUAUAGCCAGGAAUCAGGAUAUAGAAGGGAGGAUCCAAGAGGAAAUAGACGCCAUUACAUCGGAGGAAAAGAGACCUAUUAACCUAAUGGAUAUGAAUGCCAUGCCUUUUACAAUGGCUACGAUUUUCGAGGUGCUACGAUAUUCUUCCUCACCGAUUGUUCCCCAUGUUGCCACUGAGGAUGCAGUGAUCUCUGGCUUUGGGGUAACCAAGGGCACCAUUGUGUUUAUCAACAACUAUGUGCUAAAUACCAGCGAGAAAAAUUGGAUCAAUCCUAGAGAAUUCAAUCCGUCAAGAUUUUUGGAAAAAGCAAACGAAGAAAGACUGAAAAAUUCCAAAGGUUCCGAUUCGGGAAUCGAAAGCGAUAAGGAAAAACUCCAACUAAGAAAGAAUAUUCCCCAUUUCCUACCCUUCAGCAUCGGAAAGCGAACUUGCAUCGGCCAGAAUUUGGUCAGGGGCUUUGGUUUCCUAGUUCUGGUCAACAUAAUGCAGAGAUAUAAAAUCAGCAGCCACGAUCUAUCAACAAUUAAGAUAAGUCCAGAGAGUUUGGCACUGCCCGCCAGUUGUUUUCCAUUGGUUUUGACACCCAGGGAAAACAUCUAGGAAAGGGUAGCUACCCUCAGAGAAAGCUUAGCGGAAAAUUGUAAAAGAAUUAUUUGAU
Molecule: messenger RNA, 1698 nt
Organism: Drosophila takahashii
Lineage: Eukaryota; Metazoa; Arthropoda; Insecta; Diptera; Drosophilidae
Gene: spo
Product: spook
Molecular function (GO): oxidoreductase activity, acting on paired donors, with incorporation or reduction of molecular oxygen; monooxygenase activity; iron ion binding
Source: RefSeq, a predicted model, not a curated record